Crotalus tigris (Tiger rattlesnake) is the source of this 5016-nucleotide messenger RNA. It is a transcript of the gene SEZ6L, whose product is annotated as seizure related 6 homolog like. Gene Ontology annotation, biological process: synapse maturation. The record is from RefSeq and is a predicted model, not a curated record. Bases 519 to 3722 code for a protein of 1067 amino acids. Gene Ontology annotation, cellular component: neuronal cell body; endoplasmic reticulum. Lineage: Eukaryota; Metazoa; Chordata; Lepidosauria; Squamata; Viperidae. The transcript is spliced from 18 exons.
CAGACAGCAGAGCUUGCUGGCCCCUCUCUCUGCAACAGGUGCCAGUCCUCCCUGGCCGAUCUGCACGGUGGCAGUGAUGGGGUUGCCAUGGGAACCGCAGCCGUCCUUGGAGCGGUCGGUCCUCGUGUAGCUGCAGCCCCAGAGCCGACAGAGCUGCCCCACCGCAGAGAGAGGCUAGUUGCUCGGUGUUCCCCUGCUUCCUUCCCCCCUAAAGUCUCUGCCCAAUGCGGGCCUUGGGGGGCAGGCUGAGUCCCUCGAAGGUUCUUGCAAUGACGGGUUGGUCCCAGUGCUAGCUAGCAUCCCUCCCUGUGCAGCUGCUUUUCAAAAAUCUGUGACUUCAUUAAUUGGUAUCAAGGCUUGUUACUUCCAUUCUGGCUCUUCUUCCUCUCCCUCUUCCCCAUUGCUGCCCUUGCUGAAGGUGUACUGCUGCUGCCCGUCUCCUUAUUUAUAAACCUUAAAUUGGCACCCACACGGCCUUUUUUGUUAAACAGAUUUACAGUCCACGAGACCAGCGGUGGAUGUCAGCCAGCACCGGAGUGGCCUGCAGGAAGCUCAUGUUCGGAAACAGAGGAUUAGAAGAUCGGCUCGGUCGCGAAAAGCUCCGGUUGAGCCCCGUCUUUUUUCCGCGGGGCGGGCAGGAGGCGGGGCAGAGCGGCGACCCAUUGCUCCCCCCGCCCGCAGCGCCAGCUCGGAUUGGCAAAGGAGGGGCUUCCUUGCCGCGGCCGCCACCGCCACAAGCCGGGCUGCGCGAAAAGGGAGCGGCCGGUCGGAGAGCAGCUCGUCUCGAGGGGCGGGAUCCCAGCACCAUGUCGGGGCCCCGGGGGCUCGCCCUUCUCCUCCUCCUCCUCCUCCUCCGCCUGCCGGGCGGCCGCUCCGAGAGGACCCGCCAAGGUAUGAACUCUGUGGGGAAGCCCACCGGCUCAUUUUCCCACUGGGAGGAGCUCACAAACAGCACCUUUCUCAGGAGGAAGACAGCACCCUCCAGAUACCCCACCCCAGAAAGUCCGGAGCAGGUGCCAGAAGAGCCCCUGGAUGCCCUGACUCCUAAGCUGGCCUUGCCCCCAAAGGGGGCCUCAGGGCCCACCGCACGACCAACCCCUCCUGCCAGGAAGAAGCAGGGGAAUCAGCAGCUGAAGUCAGCCACCAGCCUCGGACCCUUUGUGGAGAGCUGGCAACCCCUGGAUGAUUUGGGGGAACGUCUUCCCGGGUCUCUGGAAGAAAACCCCAUCGUGCCUGGCGGGGACAGCAGGGAAAGCAGCCACAACGUGACCAGCCAUUCCUUGCUCCAGAUCUCUCCUUUCACAGUUCCGUUGGUGACCCAGGGUCCUGGUGCUUCUCCUCAAGGGCUGACCGAGACCCUUGAAAAGAAAGUCGGGAUCCUGCCCAGCAGCCCCUCCCAGAGUGCCAAGGGCGGAUCUUCCUCCAGGGAAGAGGGCCGAGAAACAACUUCUGCUAUCGUGAACCCCCCGGAGCAGCUGUCGAGUCUCUGCAGCAUGGAUUUCUCUGAACCGGAGGGUUACAUCGACUCAGCUGAGGCUCCCCUGGUGCCCCAGAAUGGCUUCCUGGAGUGCACCUUCCGGGUGACGGUCUACACCGGAUACGGCGUGGAGCUGCAGGUGAAGAGCGUGAACCUGUCCGAGGGGGAAGUGCUGGCCAUUCGCGGUGAGGAAGAUGGCCACUUGGUCACACUGGCCAACCAGACCCUCUUGGUAGAAGGCCAGGUCAUCCGCAGCCCCACGAACACCAUCUUGGUCCUCUUCCGAGCCUUCCCAGAUGACCGUGGGACUUUCCAGCUCCAUUAUCAAGUAUUUAUGCUGAGCUGCAGCUUCCCACGGAGGCCCAAUUUUGGGGAGGUGGCCGUCCUGGGCCUGCACUCGGGGGGCCUGGCUCACUUUCACUGCCACCUGGGCUAUGAGCUGGAGGGGCCCCAGAGCCUGACCUGCCUCAACGCUUCCAAGCCGCACUGGAGCGCCCCAGAGCCUAACUGCUCAGCCCCCUGCGGAGGCACCGUGCGCAACGCCACCAUUGGCCGCAUCUUGGCACCAACCUUGCCGCGGAGCCCCUCGGGCAGCAGCGUGGCUUGUGUGUGGACGGUCAGUGCCCCUCAGGGCCAGAAGCUCCACCUGAACUUUGAGAGGCUGGUGCUGGGGGACAAGCAAAGAAUGGUGGUCUAUGAUGGAGAAUCGAACCGCUCAGCCGUGCUCUACACCUCCCAGCAGGGCAGCAAUGUGCCCUUCGAAGGAGUGAUCAGCGAAGGGAGCUCCUUGCAUGUCGACUUCACCUCGGAGGACCCCAACGCAGAGCCCACCUUCAGCGUUCGAUUCGAAGCUUUUGAGAAGGGCCACUGCUAUGAGCCCCACCUGCAGAAUGGCAACUUCACCACCUCCGACGCUACCUACAACCUCGGGACCAUCGUGGAGUUCACCUGCGACCCCGGCCACACUCUGGAACAAGGCCCAGCGGUCAUUCAGUGCAUCAACCUCAGGGACCCCUACUGGAACGACACGGAGCCCCUGUGCCGAGCCACCUGUGGAGGAGAGCUCUCCAUAGCGGUUGGGGUCAUCCUGUCCCCCAACUGGCCAGAGCCCUAUGCCGAGGGCGAGGACUGCAUCUGGAAGGUCCACGUGGGAGAGGAGAAGCGAAUCUUCCUGGACAUCCAGCUCUUGAACCUGAGCCAGAGCGACAUCCUCACGGUCUACGACGGGGACAAUCUCAGCGCCCACAUCCUGGGCCAGUUCCUGGGCAGCAGUGGGCCCCAGAAGCUCUACUCCUCCACGCCCGACUUGACCAUCCAGUUCCACUCGGACCCGGCUGGCCUCGUCUUCGGGAAGGGGCAGGGUUUUACCAUGAGCUACAUCGAAACCUCACGGAACGAGUCCUGCUCUGACCUGCCGGAAAUCCAGAAUGGCUGGAAGACCACUUCCCACACCGAGCUGGUUCGGGAGGCCAAAAUUACCUACCAGUGUGACCCGGGCUACGAUAUUGUUGGCAGCGACACCCUCACCUGCCAGUGGGACCUCACCUGGAGCAGCGACCCCCCUUUCUGCGAGAAAAUCAUGUACUGCACGGACCCUGGAGAGGUGGAACACUCGACCCGCUUGAUUUCGGACCCGGUGCUCCUGGUUGGCACCACCAUCCAGUACACCUGCAACCUGGGCUUUGUGCUCGAGGGCAGCUCCCUUCUCACCUGCUACAGUCGGGAAACGGGGACCCCCAUCUGGACCUCGAGGCUGCCUCGCUGCGUGCCGGAGGAAUCUCUGGCCUGCGACAACCCAGGCCUGCCCGAAAACGGGUACCAGAUCCUGUACAAGCGCCUGUACUUGCCGGGCGAGUCGCUGACCUUCAUGUGCUAUGAAGGCUUCGAGCUGCUUGGGGAGCUGACUCUCAAGUGCAUUCUGGGACAGCCCUCCCGGUGGAGUGGGCCACUCCCCACCUGCAAAGUCAAUCAAGACAGCUUUGAACAUGCCUUGGAAGUAGCAGAAGCUGCGGCAGAAACGUCCUUGGAGGGAGGCAACAUGGCGCUGGCCAUCUUCAUCCCCAUUCUUGUCAUUUCCUUGCUGCUGGGGGGCGCCUAUGUCUACGUCACGAGGUGCCGCUACUAUUCCAGCCUGCGGCUGCCCCUCAUGUAUUCGCAUCCAUACAGCCAAAUCACGGUGGAGACGGAGUUUGAUAAUCCAGUUUACGAGACAGGGGAAACCCGGGAAUACGAGGUGUCCAUCUGAAGCAGCCCCCAACACACACACCGCCUCAACAUCUGUCCCCAAAGCCCACUUGGAGACGUGAUGGAAUCUCCUGAGAGCUGGAACCCGCUGCUCUCCUUUCACUUUCAAUCCAGGUGUGCCCACUUCUUCCUCCUCAUCUUGGUGGACCCUCCCUCAGUGGUUUCUCAAGUCUCGUGGCAGGUGCUGGGCUCAGGCUUUGCUGGCAUGGAGCUGAGCCCGCUCGGCAACACAGCUGCUCCUGCGGCCAGCCACAAGGGACACCCUCGCUCGGUUCAUCUUCUGGGUCUUGUGGAUGCGUUUUGAAAACCUGUGGCUGAAAACUGAGGCUGCCUCUGGCGAAGGAGUGAGAUUUGGCUUGCCUCUGUGGCCAAGUUCCGACCGCUUGGCAGGGCUGCUCUUCUCUUGCCCCCCUCCCAGGCACAGCUGGUGCAACUUCUGCCUCUGCCUGAACUGGGGGCCGGGGGCGGAGGAAGUGGAGCCCUCACGGGAAAACACAGCAGCCCUGGGACUCGGGGGCCACUGGCUGCCGGGGAAGACCCAGAAGCUCAGCCAAGGGAAACCCCUACCAAGGCCUCUCCCCAUUUUUAUUUUGAGCGUGAGGUAUGAACUGCAGCAGCCCCUUAGCCAGGACGAGCGAGGAAGAAGAUGCAGCAAGGCGUCUCCUGGCGAUGGAGGGGUCUCAGACACGGUCCUUCUGAAGAAAAAUAUCCUUGGCUGUUGCAACCUCUUGUGUCAUCUUGGCCCUGAUCAAAUGCUGGGUCCAUGCAAGCCCCCUCUGCAGAGGAGCACCCCUUGCGAGCUUUGACAAAGGCCACCUCUGGGGUCUCCUGUCAGCCAGGACGGGGAGAGGAGGUGGACUGGGCCAUUGUCCCACCAACAGAGUACCCUCUGUCCCAGCCAUCCACUCACCAGGAGGCAUCAGGAGCCCCCCCCUGAACCUUCCCGCCUUGCGAUCCUACAGGUGGCUCAAAAUGCAGGGCUGGUGUCCUGCUGGAUGCCUCUGCUCUGGGACAAGUCGGGCUUUAAGGAGGAGAAAGGGAAGAAGGGCCAAUGGGCUCCGGCUGCUCCUCUUUCCAUGGAAACGAGAUGAGGACAGAAGACUUUGGCUUGUGGAAGACAUGUCCCUCCCUCCCUCCCCUCCCCCCUUGCCCCCCCCGCCUCCUGAUCAAGCCCACUCUUGUUAUGUGGAUGAACUGAAGGAGGCAGAUAUUUGGCUGAUUUAUUCCCAUCUUUGUAAAAACCGUGAAAAUGUAACCAUGACAAUUUUUUAAACAUGUCUGUUUUAGAUUAGAAA